Molecule: messenger RNA, 3936 nt
Organism: Bathycoccus prasinos
Lineage: Eukaryota; Viridiplantae; Chlorophyta; Mamiellophyceae; Mamiellales; Bathycoccaceae
Product: DNA excision repair protein Rad2
Exons: 1
Coding region: 1-3936 (1311 amino acids)
Biological process (GO): nucleotide-excision repair
Cellular component (GO): nucleus
Molecular function (GO): DNA endonuclease activity; single-stranded DNA binding
Source: RefSeq, a predicted model, not a curated record
AUGGGCGUGAAAGACCUGUGGACGAUCCUGGAACCGUCCGCGGAGCGCGUCAAUUUAGACGCCUUAACCGGGAAAACCAUCGCCGUGGACGCAUCCAUCUGGAUGAUGCAAUUCCUGAAAGCGAUGCGAGACGACCGAGGGGAACCGAUCGCAAACGCACACAUAUUAGGCUUUCUGAAAAGAAUCAUAAAGUUACUCCAUUUACGAGUGUUUCCGGUGUUCGUGUUCGACGGGAAAACGCCGGGGAUUAAACGAGCGUGCGUGCGGGAAAGGAAGAGGAAGAGUUUGGAGGCGAAGUUGACGCUGAGGAAAGCGGCGGAAACGAUCUUGAUGAACGCGAUCGAGAGGGAGAUUUUGGAGAAACAACUAGAAAAGCGCGUGGAGAGAGAUAUGGAUAAAGAUGAACGGUUUUUUAAGGAGAAAAUGUUCGGGGAGAUGAUGAUGUUUGACGACGACGACGACGCGGGAAAGGAGAAGAAGAAGAAGAAGCGGAAGUUUAUAAUCGAUCCGGAUGAUGAUGAUGAUGAUGAUGAUGAACAAGCAGAAGAACACGCAAAAGAAAACAAAGAGACGGAAGAGAGCGAGACGGACCCGGACGAGGAUUUCUCCGCCUGGGAUGUGGAACUCCCGACGGAUGAAGACGGUAAGAUUGAUCCGACCGUGCUCGGCGCGUUGCCGGUUUCGAUGCAACUGGAGAUGAUGAAACGGAUCCGAGACGAAAACGUAGGGAAGAAUCGGUCGCAGUUUCAAGCGGUAGAGAAAGAUUCGAUGAGCUUUUCGCAGUUACAAAUAGAGAAGUAUUUAGAGAGCACAAAGUUGAGGAAAGAAAUGGAUCGGACCAUGAGGCAGAACGGGGCGAAGAGUAGCGGGAACAAUAACGCAGGGGACGUGUCCAAGAAGAUUGCCGCGCACGACGGUUUGGAGUACGUGUACCAUAAAGGAGAAAGUGAUGGUGGCGGUAAAGGAAGUGGCUUGGGUACUCACAGCAAGUCAGGAGGAGGAGGAGGAGGAGGAGGAGGAGGAAACACUACUGGCAAUAAGAUCUUCCCAAACGGCCAAACGAGAGAUAUGCUGGAGGAUUCCUACCGAGGCUUCGCCUCGUUCCAAGCGGGCCAGACGACACUGCUCAACAACCGUCCGCAGGUGCAAUCAUUUUACCAAGAGAAGAAGCGUCGGAAAGGGCAACAAGAUUUAUCCGCGCCUCGAUCGGAUUUAAUCAUUUCCUCGGCGUUGAACGAACACUUGCCGGGACCGACAAUUGCGAGAUCGGUGGCGGAAAUGCCGCACAGAAAUAGUAAGAAUCAAGAUUCGAGUAAACAGGAACACUUAUCAUCGGAAGUGCGGAUCCAGAUAUCGAAAAAAGAGCUCGAGGAUAUAAAAACGGUCGACCCACUGUUUGCGGAGGAAGGCGAAGUAAUCAAAGAAGAAGAAGAAGAAGAGGAGGAGGAGGAGGAGGAGUGGGAAGAUGUCGAAGACGACGAAGAUGCGAGACACUUGAAAAUUGUCGAGCGCGUGCUCGAAGAAAAGUCCGAGCAGAAGAAGAAAGUGUUCAAAGGCGAAGAAGAGUGCGAAGACGUUGAAGAAGAAGCACCCGCCAGCGGCGAUGGAGGAGGAGGAAGCGCGAUGAAAUCGAGGAAAGAUGUGUACUCCAUGACGCACGGAUUCGUUCGCGGGAAAAGCUUAGAAGAGUGGCAAAGCGACGAAGAGAAAGAAGAAGGAGAAGAAGGUGAAGAAGAAGAAGAAGAAGAAGAAGAGGAACGCACGAAAGCAUUACCGGCACCACCAACGAUGGAUGUAAACGCGAGAGAAGAAGAGGAGAAACGGGAAGAAAAAGACAAAGAAGAAGAGCGCAUCAAAAUUCCAUUGUCGUCAUCGUCGUCGGACGACGAGGAUAAAGUCGACAACGUCGAUAUAAAAAAAGCGUACGAAGCGAAAUAUUUGAGCGACGACGACGACGACGACGACGACGACGAAGAAUACAACAACAUCGACGUCGAUAGCGAAGACGAUGAGGGCGCUUUACAACGCGCAAUUUUCCUUUCGCUCGAACGAGACAACCCCGGUCGCGUCGGUCGAGGAUUGCGUAACCGUCCAAAAGGUAACGACGAUGAACGCGACACGUACGAAGACAUGAAGAAAGCGGCGGACGAGGCAAAGAUUCUAAGCGAAGAGAAAAAGGAAGACGAAGAGGCUGCUGAAAAGGCGUCUCGGGAAAAAGCCGAGGGGAAGAAAAAGGAGAAGCAAAAGAUGGUGACGUUUUUGGAAGAGGAAGGAGAAGAAGUGGUAGAAGAAGAAAAGAUUCUUCAAAAACCAUCGUCGGCUCCGCCCCCGCCUCCGCCUCCGCCGCCGACCUCGUACCAACCGUCCUCGUUCCAAACCGAUACUCCGGAGAAUGAGUUUUUCAAAAAUUUCCGCAUCAAAUCGGACGUGGAAGAUGAAAUCGAACGAGAAAUGGCGCAAGAUGACGACCUAUUUGCGAACGCUGCAAAGGAGAUGGAAGACCACGAGCGAAGGAAAAAAAUCAACACCAUGAUUGAAGAGAACGAGAAGGAACGGCAGGUUCUAGAAGAGAAGCGGAAGAAAGCGCAAAAAAUCUACGGCGAACAACCGACGCCGCAGAUGUAUCGCGAGGUGCAAGAACUCUUGAUGCUCUUGGGCAUUCCAUACGUGGUUGCUCCGGAAGAAGCUGAAGCCGAGUGCGCGCAUCUCAACAGAACUGGUAAAGUCGACGGCGUCUUCACGAACGAUAGUGACGUUUUCUUAUUCGGCGCCACUUUAGUCUUUCGCAACGCCUUCGAGAAUACGAAAGCGAUUCAAAUGUACAAAUCUUCGCGCAUCGAGAAACAGUUAGGAUUAAAUCGCGAACGAAUGAUUCAAUUAGCGAUGUUGCUGGGAUCGGAUUACACCGUUGGUAUCGAUGGUAUUGGUAUCGUCAACGCGAUGGAAGUUUUGGCCGGGUUUUCAGACGCGGACAAAGAAAACGGCGCGGAAAGUUUAGAAGGAUUGAAACAGUUCAAGAAGUGGACGGAAAAUCAGACGCUGAGUUUACCGGGCGCGAAAGGCGCGAAAGUGAGGAAGCACUUAGAGAAGAUUAAAAUCGAGGAAGAGAAGGUGAAGAUGCAGAUCGAUGACAACGGAGAUUCAGUCGCUCUCGUCGUCGUCCCAGACGAUGAUGAAUGCGAAGCAGAGAAGAAGAAGCAAGACGACAAUCCGGCGGAAACCGCCCCCGAAACUGCCAGCGCGGCGCGCAAGCGCUUCUACCAAGAACACCAAACGAAGAAAACAACGUGGAAGUUUCCACCAUCUUUUCCGGACGACGCGGUUCGAGCGGCAUACGCUGAACCUAAAGUCGAUCCGUCCGAGGAAAAAUUCGUUUGGGACCAAACGCCUUUGGAACGCGACAUUCUCGAUUUCUUUCGCGAGCGGUUAAACUGGCCCGAGGAUUUCACCUCAGAUACGCUCAAGCCGAUGUACGAUAAAAUCAAAGAACGCAACGAAAAGUACAAGCAAAGGACGAUGCAGGAUUACUACGAGAGUUUGGUGCAAAAGUCCGACGGUUUUACGAAAAUUAAGAGUAAGCGUUUGGCGCUGGCAGUCGCGGAUUUAAAAGGAGAAGAUUUUGACGCGAGCAUCGUGUUUCCGGAUAAACAACCCGGAUCGAAGAAGAAGUCGACGACGACAAGAAAGAAGAAUGUAAAGAAAAAGGAGACCGCGGUAGACGAGAAUAGGGAAGGUGAAGAAGACAAAGAAGAAGAAGAGAGUGACGACGAAAAUGCAGUAACAGAACCGGUCCCGUCGCCGUUACAACUCGCCGCCGCGCCGCCGAAGAGGAAGAAGAAAACCGCCGCGGCGCCGAAGAAGACAAACGAGAAACCUUUGGCACUCGCCCCUAAGAAGAAAACAGUGGCCAAGAAGAAACAGAAGAAGAAACAAUAA